This is a messenger RNA of Lingula anatina, 2909 nucleotides long. RefSeq lists its product as uncharacterized. Gene Ontology annotation, molecular function: protein binding. Lineage: Eukaryota; Metazoa; Brachiopoda; Lingulata; Lingulida; Lingulidae. The record is from RefSeq and is a predicted model, not a curated record.
UUUGCUAUUGACGGUGUUUGUAUGUCAACAAAACUCCAUCAUGCUCUGCCAUUAUUCAAGUGAAAUGAGUGGCAAAGCAAACAGGGUGAAGUACAGCGUAUUCAUUAGACCUUAACACUCAGCAACAACGGACUAUUUACAUCAGUUUGGGGACCUACUGGUUGAGGCUAUGACACCCAUAGCACAAGGGGAUUGACAUUUACAAGUGAUACUCGUACUUCUACAAGAUGUUCACACGGUGACAUGUCACCUUUUUAAUCAAUCUGGUGGUGUGUUGACAUUUUAUCUACGGGUUACCAAGGAAUUAUCUUAUGUGGACUCCUAAUUUGAGAUGAACUGGGACACGUGUUAUUUUAGCCAGUUGGAGGUAAAACCCAUAGCGUUUAUGAUUUAGCUAUCUUUAAAAAUGACUGGUAAAGGAGGGAAAAUGGACUAUACCAUCAAUACAGCCAUCAAAAGAGGCUUUUUCCAACAGGUGCGUUUCCUUAUAGAGCUUGGGUCCGAUGUGAACGGAAAAGACGAAGAUGGUUUAACGCCAUUGAUACUUUGUGCAAUGAUAGAGGAAGAGGAAUGGGGAGUUGGUCUUUCGAGACUCUUGUUAGAAAAGGGAGCGUCGGUAGGUUUUCGUGACAAACGAGGACUUAAUGCUCUACAUUACGCCUGUCUUUACCAACGUCUAGAACUGGUUCGUGUUUUUCUAUGCGCAAUUGACUACGACCUAAAUCAGGGAGAUAAAUUUGGAAAUACGGCGUUACAUUACGCCGUUUCUGUUGGUAACGUUGACAUUACACGGUUACUGUUAAGAACACUGCAGAAAUAUGGGAUGACGGUGGACAAACCCAACCGACGUGGAUUUACUCCUCUCAUACAAGCAUGGAGCACUGGUCGCGUCACCUGUGCACAAAUUCUUGUAGACGAGGGGCACGCAGACCAAGAGACCGCCGACAAAGUAGAGGGGAAAACUGCUAAAGAGUGGGAAACUGAAGUUUUAGCCAAAAUGAACAAACUUGUGAUCAAUCCCAAAGUAAGACGCAAUAGACCAAGUACCGCGUCACGCGUGUCAUCUGCGCCAAUUUUACGUCGCCGGAGACCAAGCACCGCGAUGAGCUUAAGGGGUAAUCGGAAUGCACCUGACAAUGGACUCCUAGUCAAUGUAGAAAAAACAGACAUGUUAAUCCGCAGUGCCAGUUUGUCAGACUUGAGAAAUAACCCCGAAUUCGUUUUUAAACUAUCUGCCGUGGACUAUUUCAGUCAAGAAAAUAUGAAUGACUUCCAACCCCAGUAUGGAGAGGGUUAUGACGGUUUCCAAGGACAUUAUCAGAGACUAGCCGUAGACGGUAAUUGGAAAGGCGAAGUGAAAUCUCUUUUGCACGAAUUUCAAUUCCAGUGCUCUCCCUCUUACAGGGACAGUAUAAAACCACCUCCUCCGCGACAAUACAUUCGUCCCACAACGCCCCCUAGUCAACUCUCCGACGGUGAAGUACCAAUGUCUGAUCGGGGAAGCGUAACUGGACGUAGGUCAAUUGCUGGACCCCGUGGUAAGAAAUUAGAACGUCAAACGUCCGACGCGAAUAUGUCUCGCCGCGGGUCUGUGGUAAACCUUGGUCCAGCAGGGAGACGGAAAAAUUCCAUCGACGCCGGCAAUUUGCCUCCUGGUUCCAGAGGACAGCGCAACAAAAGAGGAAGCGUUGACAUUGUACAAGAAGAGUGUGAUUCUAGUCAAAGUGGGGGAUCAGCAGGAAACAAAUCUGGGCUAUCAGAUUCCGCCAAAGCUAGUACAAAUAGAAAAGAGACCGAGAAUGCCAAACUUCCCCCUCGACCCGUAAGCAGAACUGGGCAGUAUCGGAAUAACAUACCAGUGGUCAAGGAAACAAAAGUGGAUAGUGAUCGGACUCAACUGGAUAACGUUUAUGAAGAAGAUGACCCAAACUAUUUGUCACCAUCACGGGCCUAGCUAAUUAUUAUCAUCAUUAUUAUUUACUGAUAAAAAUGCAUCUUCCAUCUUAAAUCCACAAUGUCAACAUGUUUUUAGGACUUGUUUCUAGAUUUGUUUGACAUCAUACAGUACUUAUGAUUUCGGAAAAUGUUCCGACGGCGGGGUCCAUAAUACUUUCACAUAUUUUAGUGCCAUUUUACACACGUUUUAAAUGAUAUCCGCAAUCAAAUAAUUUUGGUUAUUGUAUUCAAUCACUUUUUUGUGCGCAUAUUAGUUUUGUUUUUCGUUGGAUUUGGAGUCAUUGUACAUUAUUUUAAAGACAGGUCAAAGUCUUUGGUACUUUAAGCAACCGCCAAGUGUACGUUCUGCAAUUUUACAUUUAAUUACAUAAAAAACUUAUAAUAAAACGAAUAAUAAAUCUAGUCGUAUGUAUUAUACGUACAGCCAAGGAAUGAAAACUAGAAAUCAAAAAGACAAACAAAACCAAAGUGAGCAUUUAUAGAUGUUUUGUGUUUUAAAAUAUUUUUUCCUUAAAAAAGGGUGAAUUUUUUUACGAUGCGAGUCAUUAGAAAGCGCUGUUCGACUUUUUUUUACAUGACUUUUGGUCUAGGCUCUACGUCUGUGGUAUGUAAAAUAUUAUAAACCUUUUAUUGUACUAGGUCAAUUCAUUAUGCCUAGGUGUUCAGUAUAUCCCCCUUUUCUGUUAUUUUAGUUGUGAACUAAAUUCAGUAAAAUGACAUUAGCUGUAUACGUUUAUCAGGAUUUGAUCGUAAAUCGAUACUUUUCUUUAUUCAUGUGGUAGGUUUUUGGUCUCUGAAUGAGAAUGUACAGGGCAUUUGUCUUGUUUUUAUUGUGAUAUUUCAGUAGUUUUUGAUAAAAUGUAUCACAAUAUGCUGAACCCCGGUCUUUUUCAGUCUUGCACGUUUCAACCUACAGGGCCGAUAUUCGAAUAAGACUGUUUUACAAAUAAAAA